Messenger RNA from Paralichthys olivaceus (Japanese flounder), 1002 nucleotides. Lineage: Eukaryota; Metazoa; Chordata; Actinopteri; Pleuronectiformes; Paralichthyidae. The record is from RefSeq and is a predicted model, not a curated record.
AUGAAGGAAAAACGACACAGGUAUGAAGAAAGAAUGCAAGAGAACAGUGAAGAUUUUGCUUGCAUGGAGCCGCUGGGCAUGGAGUCGGGGGAAGUUUCCUCGGAGCAGAUCAGCGCCUCGUCCCAGUACAACCCCAACUGGUCCCCUGAACGCUCGCGCCUCAACUACCAGGAGAACGGCUGGACGCCCUCGGACGACACCGUCAGGGAGUGGAUCCAGGUGGACUUGGGAUUUCUCCGCUUCAUCACAGCCAUCGGGACGCAGGGAGCCAUCUCAAAAGAGACCAAGAAGCAUUACUUUGUCCGCUCAUACAAAGUGGACCUGAGCUCAAACGGAGAGGACUGGGUCACGGUGAAGGAAGGCUCCAAGCAGAAGAUCUUUGAGGGGAACCACAACGCGGUGGCCGAGGUUCAAGCUUUUCUUCCCAAACAGUCUCUGGCUCGCUACAUCCGCAUCCGCCCCAUGACCUGGGAGCAAGGCAUCUGCAUGCGCUUCGAGCUCUACGGCUGCAGAACAUCAGACUACCCAUGCUCGGGGAUGUUGGGGAUGGUGUCGGGUCAGAUCUCGGACGCCCAGAUCAGCGCCUCCUCCUACGCCGACCGCGGCUGGGUUGCUGAGAAUUCCCGCUUGUUGACUGGGAGGUCGGGCUGGACCGGGCAGCAAGUCAAGCAGCCCUUCAGGAACGAGUGGCUACAGGUGGAUCUGGGCCAGAACAAGAUGGUGAGCGGUGUUUUGAUCCAGGGAGGGAAGCACCGCGACAGGAACGUCUUCAUGAAGAGGUUUAAAGUGGGCGUCAGUCUGGACGGAGAAGAGUGGAAUAUUGUGAAAGAGGAAAACACCACCAGGCUAAAGAUAUUCGCUGGGAAUCAGAACCACGACACCCCAGAGCUGAGGUCCAUGGGUCCGUUCCUCACACGCUUUGUCAGGAUCUACCCGGAGAGGGCCACCACCGAGGGCCUGGGCCUGCGACUGGAGCUGCUGGGCUGCGAACUGGAAGGUUAG